GAAAAAGAAAACGAAGGAAUUAAAAGUAGAGAAAAGUGAAGGAAAAUAACCACUUCCUUUCCUUCUCUCCUAAAACUUUCCUCCAUUCCUCCCUCAUUCCAUUUCCCUUUUUUUUUCUCUCCGUUCCCUCCACCCACAGCUCCCGCCCAUCGCCCACAGAGGCCCCUGGAGUGAAGGUGGGCGUGAUGGAGAGGUGGGCGACUAAACCCACCCUCCUCCUCCUCCUCCUCUUCCUCCACCUCCUCUUCCCUCUCCUUCAUGGCCAGAAGCAAUGUGGAGAGGAAGUGUUCGUGGGACGUGGAGAGAAGAGAGUGAUAAGAUUCUGGAGCAGUGCGGAUGAGGAGGUACAAAGUGGAGGAGGAGGAGGAGGAGGAGGAGGAGGAGGAGGAGGAGGAGGAGGAGGAGGAGGAGGAGGAGGAGGAGGAGGAGGUGAAGGAGGAGGAGGGUUAAAAUCAACAGUUACACAAGAAAUUGAUAAUAAUCGUCUGAGAAUUGAUUUAGAAGCGGGUGAAUUGAAGGAAAAGGAAGAGCAGGAGGUGGAGGAGGAGCAGGUGGAGGAGGAACAGGUGGUGGUGGUGCAAGAGAACAAUUACUCCUAUGGCUCUCGUCUUCCACAUCCUUCCUCCACCUACAGUAGUGGUGAUGCUGGUGGUGGUGGUGGUGGCGGUGGUAGUGGUGAUGAUGAUGAUGGUGGUGGUGAUGGUGGUGGUAGUGUGACCUCACCACAACAGGACUCCACCACGACCACCGCAACCACCACAACCACCACGACCACCACAUCACCACAGAGAACGGACGAGGAGGAAAUCAGAACGACCCUCGGUUCUAAUAAGCCUUCUCUGAGUACGACCUCAGCAAGUACAACCGCAGUAGGUACGACCACACCAAGUACGACCAGAAGUACGACUACAUUAGGUACGACCACACCAAGUACGACUACAGUAGAUACGACUAUAUCAAGUACGACUACAGUAGGUACGACCACAGCAGGUACGACCACAGCAAGUACAACCACUCCAAGUACGACCACAGCAGAUAUGACCACUUUAAGUACGACCACAGCAAGUAUGACCACUCUAAGUACGACUACACCCAGUACGACCACGGAAGGUACGACCACGUUAAGUACGAUCACAAGUACGACCACAUCAAGUACAACCACAGAAAGUACGACCACUCAAAGUACGACCACACCAAGCACGACCUCAACCUCCAUUUCCUCACCCACCACAGACUUCUUCCCUCCUCACGACCACCGCGACUCCACACACCACCACGAAUCGAGCGACAAACCCUCCGCCACAACUCUCCGCCCUCAGGUGCCAGAGACGACCCUCCGGAGUGCCACAGGGGCGCCACAGACCACAGAGACAGAGGUUACAGAAAUUAACAUGCCCAGGGAAGAAACUACUGAAAUUCCAACAUCCUUUGAUAUUUCCGGAGGUUACACGGAGAAAUCAGAAAUGGCUACGGAAAUGCAAGACACAGCGGCAACAGAAAUGACGGUGGACUUUAACGAGGAGAUACAGAUAACCACAGAAAUGAAUAGUAUACAGAAAACGAGAGAAUCUGGGAACACGGGCACAGAAUCUAUGGAAUCAGCCACGGAGAUCACCGCUACAAGAGAGGUUGCGACAGAGACAGAAGGAGAAGUCACAACAACAGAAACAGCCACAGAAUACUUGCAGGAGGCGAUACCGACCACGCAGAGGGAGGCACAGACGCAGGAAGCCACAACAGAGACGCUAGUUGGCGGGGAAACGCAGGAUAAAGUCAAGAAUAUAGAAGAGGAAAACAUCACAAGAGACACAGGGAACAAUGAAAAUGAAUACCAAACUACGUCACCACCAGGGGAAACAAAAGACAGUGAGGGUGAAAUAACAGCGCCCCUAGGAAUGCAAGACACAGAGAACACAAUGGGCAUGACAGCAAGACCAACAGAAGGAGGAGAAAAGAAGGACGUGACAAAGACAAGGGUAGAUGGAACACAAGACACACAGGCAGUCAAUACACUAACGGGACAGGAUCAACAGGGCACGCAUGGAGGUGUCUUCAGGCCAGCUAACGGCGAGCAGCCUCCUACCACCACUGCUGCUACUGCUACCGCUCCUCACGCCACUACCAAGCAUGACACGACCCUGGGUGAUGCUUUCAGUGGUGACGUAGUGGUGACUAAAGAGACUGGUGGUGAUGGUGGUGAUGGUGGUGAUGUCUUGACUGUUUCCGCUACCACUCCUACUACUACCUCUACUACGACUACUACGACAAGGCAAAAAGUCGUGGAUACAACAAUACGACUCCAAAAGGAAGAGGAAGAAGCACCAACAGUUGUGACUCCUACUACGACUUCUACCACUACUACUACUACUACUACUACGACCACUACUACGACCACAACGCCAAGGACACGAGGGGACACAGGAAACAUCUUCGAACAUAUAAUAGACGCCCUUACCGCCGCCCUGGAGGAGGACAUGGAGGAGAAGGAGGAAGACGAGAGCGAGGAAGAAACCCAUAAGAGUGAAAUGAAGACAGAAGUGCACGAGGCUGUACCAAACGUCGUAUACUACCCGAAGAAGGAACUCACGCCGGCGGUGCAGAAGGAGACGCAGACGGAGGCGAAGACAGAGACACAGAAGGAUGAACAGAAGGAAGAAUAUAAAAUGCAGGAGGAGAGGCUCAAACUAGCAGAGGCGAAGGUGGAGGCGAUACAGAAAGAUGCACAAAGACUCAUGCAGGACAUACUGAAGGAGGCACAGACGCAGGCGCAGAGGGUGUCGCUGAGGGAGGGACAGGUGAUACUGACGAAGGCGCAGAGAAGGAUACAGGAAGUGCAGGACGCGACAAUGGCACAGACGGAGGCUAUCCUGAAGGAGUUGCAGAAGGAGAACCGCAAGACACAAAUACAGACCCAAGAGGACGUCGAAGAGGAAGUAACGACCACCUACGACUCCACAGACAACAAGAACGACCAGAACAUUACACAAGACGACGACUUCAAAGGGUACGACUACUACGAGGACCUUGUGGACUCCCUAGUGGCCCAGGAACGACCUUACCCCUACGACCCCCUCCCUGCCGACCCCACAAGUACGACCACGCCUAGCCACUUUGUAUACCCUGGUCUUGAGUUACUUUACGAACGACACGAGGACGACCUGAAGACCAAAGAAGGUGAGGUGGUGGAGGAAGAUACGACCACGAGCCUUCCUACGACCACAGAUAUCAGUCCUACGCUUUUGAGGGACGUGAACGACCUCCCGGCAGACCUCAAGGUGCCUCUGGUCGUCCUUCGCAACCAAGAGAUGAUGGACGACCUCCUGAGUGGCACAAGAGACACAGAGGUCGUAGAUACCGAAGGCCAGGUCGUCAUUAAGGAACAAGGCAGCAAGGUAGCAAUCAACACACCUUUGUACGACUCCACAACGACCACCAUCACUACGCAAAGUUACCAGGAGACCACAGACCCAUCUCUUAUCACGACCACGACGAUACAAGAAGCAGAUUACCACGACUCGAGUUCCAGGACAAGAGACGACCUGCCAGUGAGUGAGGAUACGCACUACAACAACGGCGACACGACUGAGGGUCUGUGGUCGUACCUGUUGCGCACGGACAUGCCCUGGAGCGAGACUGAUAGCACCGCCACACCCACGACCACCACCACAAGCUUACCUGACGAAGAGACCACUGUUUUCACCACAACCAUCACAAUUACCCCCACCACCACACCAGAACCAGAAUUAGCCACCAUACUUAUCCCGUUUUCCUUCGUCAAGUACCUCGGGCAAGACUCGAAGACAGAAAACGAGGGAGAGGCGGCAGGAGAAGCUGUGUUAUCUGACGGAGGCGCUGCAGGAGGAGGUGUUGGUGAUAAUGUGAAGGGUAACGGUCAGGCACAGUACAGUGAAGACCAGGUACCAGGAUAUAGCGAAGAGGAAACUGUUUAUAGCGAAAAGAAGACGGUAGAUGAAGAAACUGAUAAAAACGAAGUUGGAAACGUUAAUAAUGGGAGUGGGCUGGCAGUUUAUAACGAACAUGAUGUGAAAUAUAACGAAAAGGUAAUGGGAAGUGACAGUACAGCCGGUUUUAACGAAGAGAAAGACGCUUAUGAGGCAGAUAUAUCGUAUAACGAAGAUGAAGCUGGUUAUAACGAAAAACAGGCCGAAAGUGAAAAAGAACACGUGUUUAACGAAAAGGAAGUCACAGAAAUAGUAGAUACACAGACAUUUAAUGAAAACAAACACGGGGAAAGCGAAGACAAGAUGGCGGGCAGUGAAAACAACACAGCAGACAGUGAAGACAAUUUAGCAGGCAAAGACGAAACAAGUUACAAUGAAGACAAAACAAGUUACAGCGAAGACGACCAGUGGAAUGAAGAAAAAGCGAGUUACAAUAAGGACGAACAGUGGAAUGCAGACAAAACACCAGGUAGCGAAGACAAAACAAGUUACAGUGAAGACAACACAGCUAGCCCAGCCAGUCCCGCUAGCACACAAUUCGAGGACACAGCCUUGGCAUGGGGCAACACGGGAGGCACUGAGCUUGAAUACGAGAGCACGGACGAGACCGCUAAGAACCCUAGUGAGGCAGACACCGUUACCGGCUCCCUCAACAUGAAAUACAAAGGUGACGAGGAAUUCAACGCAAUGUUUCCGAAUUACGGCGCCGAGACCCCGGAUAUCAUCGACUUCAUUCCGGACAAGGUACAGAAUCCGAACUUAAAGGGAUCUGAACCGGAAUAUAUGGAAAAUCCGGAUUUAAGUGAAACAUUACCAGAUUAUAUGGAAGAGAACCCGAAUCUAAGCGAAGCCAUACCAAGUUACGUGGAAAAUCCGGAUCUAACUGAAUCUAUACCGGAUUGCGUUGAAAAAAGUCCGGAUUUCAGCGAAUUUGUACCGGACUAUGAGGAGAGAACUGAGAUAGAGAACCUGAGUGAACUGAAAGACGCAGUACCGGUUGGACUCAUAGCAGGAGGAGGAGGAGGAGGAGAAACGGAAGAAGAAUUGUCAACAUCAGGAGGAGUAGAAGUAGGAGAAGGAGAAGGAGGAGAAGGAGGAGGAGGAGGAGGAGGAGGAGGAGAAUUAAGUGCAUCAGUAGCAGGGAUUGAAGAGGAAGGAGUAGGAGGAGGAGGAGAUGCUAGUACUGCUGCAGAAGUAGAAGAAGGCGUACAUGCAGGAGAAGAAAGUAUUGGAGCCCCAGUAAAAGGAGUUAGAGGAGAAGGAAUACACGUAGGAGGUCACAGUAGCAAGGAGACCGCAAUCCCUGAGGCACCGUUCUUCAUUAACCUGCCAGGCACACCCAACGCCGUGCCUGUCUUCCUCACUGUGGAGCCUGUGCAAGUCAACUACGUGCCAGCCGACCAGGAGGGGGAAGAGGAGGGAGAGGAGGAGGGUGCAGUAGGAGGAGGAGGAGGAGGCGUAGCAGAACAAGUUGGCGAGGAAUAUAAGAUUGAUAAUCAGGAAAACCACACAAAAUUGGAGGUGAAAAAGUGGAUGAGGAGGAGUACGAGGUGA
This is a messenger RNA of Portunus trituberculatus (swimming crab), 5516 nucleotides long. RefSeq names its product mucin-22-like. The record is from RefSeq and is a predicted model, not a curated record. The transcript has 2 exons. Bases 186 to 5516 code for a protein of 1776 amino acids. Lineage: Eukaryota; Metazoa; Arthropoda; Malacostraca; Decapoda; Portunidae.